AUGUCUAAACUGCAUCUCUAUCUGAGCUUUAGACACGACUCUAAAUCCAAAACUGGUCGCCAAUCAGCACAUGAAAAAUACCAUGGGAACCUCAGUGUCCACCCAACUGUAAACCGAAUUCACCAUCCAUUCCAUAAGAAAAGUUGUAUACUAUCACAGAAUGACCAUAAAAAAGCUGGAUCUCCACUUCCUUCUUAUAGACAAUUCAGGAUAAUUGAUCGAUUAGAUGGAGUUCGUUUGCUAUGGUCCCUGCUGAAAAAUCCUCAUCCAGAUGUGAAGGCCAGCGCAGCUUGGGCCCUCUGUCCCUGCAUCCAAAACGCUAAGGAUGCUGGAGAAAUGGUUCGUUGCUUUGUUGGUGGUUUGGAACUUAUUGUCAAUUUACUGAAAUCAGAUAAUAAAGAAGUUUUGGCAAGUGUAUGUGCUGCUAUUACCAACAUUGCAAAAGAUCAAGAAAAUUUAGCUGCUAUUACAGAUCUUGGAGUUGUCCCUUUAUUGUCCAAACUAGCAAAUACAAAUAAUGAUAAACUGAGGCGUCAUCUAGCAGAAGCUAUUUCACGUUGCUGUAUGUGGGGCAGAAAUAGAGUGGCCUUUGGCGAGUACAAAGCAGUGGCUCCAUUAGUGCGUUAUCUGAAAUCAAAUGAUGCCAACGUACAUCGAGCAACAGCUCAAGCCUUGUACCAGCUCUCAGAAGAUGCAGAUAACUGCAUCACCAUUCACGAGAAUGGUGCGGUAAAGAAUAAAAGUCCAAUCCCUAAGCCUGUCAUAUUUAAGCUACUGCUGGGUAUGAUUGGGUCUUCUGACCAGGACCUCCAGGAAGCCGCAGCUGGAUGUAUAUCCAACAUACGCAGACUGGCUCUUGCUAUAGACAAGGCAAGAUACACUUGAAAUGUGCACAGACGUUACAAACUACCAAAUUUUACAUGACAGGGAACAUGUCAGUCCCAUGGCCAAGAAGCCUAGAUCAGGAAGCAUGUUGAGCAAAUGUUUUACAGACAGAUAAAUGUCUGAAUGAAAACACAGGAAUUAAAAAUGCAAAGGAUACUCUUCAUCCAAAAAUUGCAUAGAUAUUUUUGUUCUAUUUAAUAUUUUGGGGAUAUGCCAUGUAAUGAAAUGUAAAGCUAAUAAAAUUGUGAUACUUUUGUUUGUGAUGAUUUUAAUAAAAGAUAUGGCCUUCCUGGUGUGCA
Canis lupus familiaris (dog) is the source of this 1184-nucleotide messenger RNA. Its product is annotated as armadillo repeat-containing protein 4-like. The transcript has 7 exons. The coding region runs from base 1 to 885 and encodes 294 amino acids. Gene Ontology annotation, molecular function: protein binding. The record is from RefSeq and is a predicted model, not a curated record. Lineage: Eukaryota; Metazoa; Chordata; Mammalia; Carnivora; Canidae.